GAGAAACAAACGACGAGGCGUUUGGCGGUUGGGGUUUUAUUUUGAAGUCUCAGACCGGAAGCCGUCUGUCGUCAUUGUAAACACCCCCGGUAACGGUAGGACGUGUCGGCGCCUCUCUCCCGGUUCACUCGCUCUGUACCCGGGUUAAACCUCAGCACAGCGGGCCGUUCCAGCUCAAGGGCAACAACUGAGCCGAGCCGAGCCGAGCCGGGUUAACCGUCCGAGUCCAGCAUGAAUGAGUCUGAGGGGCUCCGGUUCCGGCGGGUGCACCGACCGCAGGUCAUCACCGACGAGCUGCCGGAGCACCGUUACAAGGGAUCCGGCACCUACAGCGGGAAGGUUUUCCAGGUGACUCUGCUCACUCUGGGCGGCUUUCUGCUGCUUCCUCUCCUGGUCAUCAUCUUCAUCCUGGAGUCUCCCAUCCACCCUGAAGCGUUCAGUCUGAAGGAGCCUCCGGUGAUGAAGGGCUGCUGGGAGCCGAACCUGAAGCUCCGAGAGGCCGAGAGACUGUUUGAAGACCAGAUCAGCGGACCAGAGUCCAUCGCCAACAUCGGAGAUGUUUUGUUCGCUGGAACAGCUGACGGGAAGAUCUUGAAGCUGAUUGGCCGAAGAAUUCACACGGUGACGAGACUCGGAAAGCUGCCGUGUGGUUCCAAAGAGGAGGAGUCCAGCUGCGGGAGGCCGUUGGGGAUCCGAGUCGGACCCAACGGGACUCUGUUUGUUGCCGACGCUUACCUGGGUCUGUUCGAGGUGGACCCCGCCACAGGUGAUGCGACCAGGUUGGUGUCGGGGGGGCAGGUGGUCGCCGGCAGGAAGCUGUCGUUCAUCAACGACCUGGCGGUGACUCGCGACGGGAAGAAGGUGUACUUCACCGACUCCAGCAGCAGGUGGCAGCGCAGAGACUACAUGCACCUCAUCAUGGAGGCCACCGCCGACGGGCGGUACGUUAGAACACGGUUCACCAGGAAGCCUCCGCUGGGGGCCAGCGCCUUCAGAAAACUAGUGUUGGAGUACGACACAGAGAGCAGAGAGCUGACGGUGGUGAUGGAGAACCUUCGAUUUCCAAACGGCAUCCAGCUGCUUCCCGACGAGGAGUCGGUGCUGGUGGCGGAGACCACCAUGGCCCGGAUACGCAGAGUCCAUGUUGCCGGGCUAAACAAAGGCGGGAUGGACACGUUUGUGGACAACCUGCCCGGUUUCCCCGACAACAUCCGUCCCAGCUCGACCGGAGGUUACUGGGUGGCCAUGUCUGCGGUGCGGCCGAACCCCGGCUUUUCCAUGCUGGACUUCCUGUCCCAGAGACCCUGGAUCAAGAAACUCAUCUUCAAGCUCUUCAGUCAGGAGGUGCUGAUGAAGUUCGUCCCUCGGUACAGCCUGGUGGCGGAGCUCCACGACGGCGGCAUCUGCACUCGGAGCUUCCACGACCCCAACGGCCUGGUGGUGGCCUACGUCAGUGAGGUCCACGAGUACGAUGGGAGUCUGUACCUGGGCUCCUUCCGCUCGCCGUACAUCGCCAAACUCGACCUGCGCAAGGUCUAAAAACCGACGAAUCAACAGACGGACUUUUCUGACUUCUCCGUGUGCCUAAAGGAUUAAUAUGAAGUCUGAAACCGCGACGCAGCGUUCGUCUUUAACACUGAUGUCAUGAUGCGCCGGGAGCUGAAAUAAAAACCGUCACAGGUGGUUUGUCAAACUCUGUCGGCGUUCGGUCAACACUUUUGUUUCAGAGUGAAAUUUCUCGACAGCUAUUUAAGGGAUUAACACGAAAUUAGGUUCAAACACUCAUGAAUCCCAGUGACGCCACCAACAGGAGAGCCCGACAGUGUGCUCGCGUUAGCCGAUCUCUGUUUUGUUUUGUGGACGUCGUGAACCACACGGGGGCUGGGUAUCGAACUUUAAUACCUUUUUGGUACCGACUGAAAUGCGUCUGUAGCUCCGAGCAUCAAAACCUGUCAGAAACUGAGAGUUGAAUCAAAUGUCUGCUCAGAUUCGUGAUCUUCUUUAUAUUCUAGAGUUCCUGAUUUAAACCCUCAUUUCUUCAGUUUUAGUCUGUAUUUUAUUUAGACAUUUAACUUUAACUUUGGCUUCUUUUGUUCAAUGAAAAAAAAAGGUUUUCAUAGAAAAACAUGUUUAUAUCUUUCAAGGUGAGAAGUGUUGUUUUGGUAUUGGUACUGAAACUCAGGUUCUGACCGGAAACCCAGCCCCAGAACCACUCGCACUAACCGGCUGAAAAACUGCUCGCAAGCUAGCUCAAGCUAAUUAACUCGCUCACUAGCUUAGUUAGCUUGCUCAUUGAAGCGCUCACUAGCAAGCUAGCUCGCUCGAUCAGUGUAGCACUACGUAUAUAAAACUUGUGCAGGCAAACAGGAGGAAUUCCGUACGUUGUAUUUUACGUACAACUUUACUUGGGUUUUUUUGCUCGUUGAUGUUUUGGGACACACGCAGGUCAUUUCUCACUACCUCCAGAGCUAACUUUGUAUUGUCUGGGUUAGCGUCGUUAUUGCUACUAGCUGCCAUCUCUCACUUUAAUACGUUAGCUAGCCUGAGCCGACAGAUGUCUAUCAAAGUGUGGUUAAAAAAAAAGUAAUUUUAUUAGUUUCCAGCGUUAUUUCUAAUUACUGAAAAUGUCUAUAUAUAAGCUUCAUAACCUCGCGGCAAUGACUUUUCUACCCCGCUGCUGUGUUCAGCGUCGAUUGUUUGUAAAACAAGGAAAAUUAAGUUUAAUUACUUUGAAUGAGACCUUUGGUUGGCGUGAGGCGUCCGUGUUUGUUUGGUUAUAUUAUUUAGCACCAAGUCAGAAAUAUCAGAGCUUUCAGAAAGUUCGAGUCGUGAUUGCAUGUUGACAUAAAAGCUGUUUACAAGUCAGAAAGUAUGUGAUGCAUAAUGCACGAGGCAUGUUAACAAGUUAGAAGGUGAACAAGUUAGUAAUAUUUAGCAUGUUGUUGAUGUGCUAAAUAUUACAUACUAAAUCUUAGCAUGAUACUGUAAACAUGGUAACAUGCUAAUAUUCACAUGCUAACAUUUAAAAUAACAUAACCUAAAUUUUACAAAUGUUACACGCUACAAACACAGCAUGUUAAAAACUACUGGGUGUCAAGGCGUCUAAAUAUAACACACUAUUGACUCUAAUACAGUCAGCAGUUUACCUACACCUGUACCUAUUGAUUGUACCUGGUUUCACACCAAUAAUCAACAACAGAAGCAGCUAACUGUGGCUGUUUAACGGUGUGACUGUUAGCAACCGUCUCGGAAAAAUAACAACAGUUGGAAUAACGUUUCUUUCCCACUUUGCUGACAUUGUGUGAAUGCAGCAUUAUGCCGCGUUCACGUCAUAUUGAAGCUACCGUAAUUACGACUGGGAAACCGAAAGGGAAGAACAGGAAAAACACCUGUUGUUCCGACCUGGUAGCGUUCACACAUUAUUCCAAGGUGGUUAGCCUUAAUGCUAACCUUGUAGCUACACCAGAUGAAACAUAUAAUAAACUAAAUUAGCUAAUUCUGUUGUUACGUAUUUGUAGCUGUUCGUUACCAAGUGAAACGAGAUACAAACAAAUGGACUGAUUUAUUGUUAAUAUUGUUGCUUAAUAGUUAAAUCUUGAACUACAAGUCGGAGGCUGACAUGAGCGCUUUUUUCCCACUCGGCUGCUCGUAGUUACGAUUGAAACGACAUGACAUGAACGCAGCAUUAAUAAUACGAAAGUGCUUGAAAAAUAAACAAACAUGGACGCCGCACGUCAGGUUAAGUCUUUUUGUUCAGCGUAAAUUAACUCUUUAACGACUGCAGUGUCACGAUUUGAGUUUUUGCCCUCACACUGUGAUUAUUCAUCUUCAGUUUCCCGCCUCUACAGCCCAUGUGACGUGAACAUAAGUCUUGUUUCAAAAUGGCUGCUGGGACAUGCAGAUGGUUUAUUUUAAUUCACGAUUAAAAGAAAACGGCCGACGAUCUCGAGGUAACAAGAUAACGAGUCUCCGACUUCUAGAGACGCAGACGUUUGAUCGUGUUUGUUGUUUUGAAGUUUUUCAUGUCCGAGUUGUUGAGACGAGGUGCCAAAUGUAGUGUUUGUCUCACGAGGAUCUUUGUUUUUGCACUAAAGACGUUCAGCUUGUUUUUACAUUUGAAUGAGUUGAAGCUCAGAGCUGCUGAGACAGAAACAGUCGCUGCAGUUUGAUUUCUGUCAGAUUAGUUUCGAUGUGUAUUUUUGUGUUUUUCCUUCUCGGGAUGUGACGCCAGAUUGAACUCUUUUCCUUUAUUCGGAUGAACCUGUUCUGCAGCUUUUCAGCUUCCUUUAAUCAAAAACUGAAUAAAAUGUGCAGUUUUAAUGAA
Molecule: messenger RNA, 4324 nt
Organism: Siniperca chuatsi (mandarin fish)
Lineage: Eukaryota; Metazoa; Chordata; Actinopteri; Centrarchiformes; Sinipercidae
Gene: apmap
Product: adipocyte plasma membrane associated protein
Exons: 9
Coding region: 232-1539 (435 amino acids)
Biological process (GO): biosynthetic process
Molecular function (GO): strictosidine synthase activity
Source: RefSeq, a predicted model, not a curated record